This is a messenger RNA of Rhipicephalus sanguineus (brown dog tick), 1759 nucleotides long. RefSeq names its product tigger transposable element-derived protein 6-like. Gene Ontology annotation, molecular function: DNA binding. The transcript has a single exon. The record is from RefSeq and is a predicted model, not a curated record. Gene Ontology annotation, cellular component: nucleus. The coding region runs from base 193 to 1743 and encodes 516 amino acids. NCBI's taxonomy places the organism in Eukaryota, Metazoa, Arthropoda, Arachnida, Ixodida, Ixodidae.
UGAUUUUACAGAUUUUACUAAAUCUGAUGCGCCUGACGCGCCAGUAGAGUGGAGCGGCCUUGACGAUUGACGGCGUGGACGCGUCAGUUUGCACGCCGCCAUUCCGAGCUAGCGGUUGCUUUGUUGGUCGUGUGUGGUGUUUCCCCCGUUUGCACGUUUUUGUGGUGCUUGGCGGUGUUGCGCGCCGUCACCAUGGCGCAAGACGCGAAGAAACGGACUGCCUUGACGUAUGCCACGAAAAUGGAAAUUAUUCGGCGUGUCGAAAGAGGUGAAAAGAAGUCGGCCGUUGCCGAAGCUUUCAAAAUACCACGCAGCACGUUAAGCACGGUCCUGAAGCAGAAGAAGGAAAUUGUGGAGCAAGACGGCGGGAAGCAUGCAAACGCACGGCGUAUUCGACCCGCUGCCUUCGAACACGUCGAAGAAUGUCUGCACAAAUGGUUCGUCGACAUAAGGGCUAGGAAUAUUCCUGUGUCGGGGCCAAUGCUGCAGCAAAAGGCGAGAGACUUCGCAUUCAUCCUCGAUGCCAAAGAUUUUAGUGCCAGUGCGGGGUGGCUACAACGAUUUAAGAAUCGGUACGACAUCGUCGGAAAGGCUGUCAUGGGCGAAAGCGAGUCGGCGAACGCCGCAGCGAUGGACAAGUGGCUGAAAGAAGAGUGGCCUCAAAUUCAUGCCAAAUAUCAACCAAAAGACAUUUUUAACGCGGACGAAACGGGCCUCUUCUGGCAGAUGCUGCCGCGGCAAACUCUGGACACCCGCGGGCAGAAAUGUCACGGCGGCAAGCAAAACAAAGCCCGGAUCACGGUCCUGCUUGCCGCGAACAUGGAUGGUUCGAUGAAGCUUCGUCCAUUUGUGAUCGGCAAGUUCAAGACGCCGAACUGCAUGAGGCGCUGCCGCGACCUCCCAGUCACCUAUGCUUCGAACCGAAAGUCAUGGAUGACGCGUGAGCUGUUUGGAAAAUGGUUGAGGGACUGGGAUACGGAGCUUGGGGAUCAGGGCAGGAAAGUGUGUCUCCUCGUCGACAACUGCUCGGCACACUCUGCAGAUGUUCCAUUGAGCAACAUCGAGCUCAAGUUCCUGCCGCCCAACACCACCUCCAAGCUCCAGCCUCUAGACCAAGGGAUCAUCCGUGCCUUCAAAGCGAUAUACAAGCGAAGGCUCAUCGAGCGGCUGCUCAUUCGUCUUCGAAUGAACGAAGACCUGAAAAUUGACUUGUUGGGCGCCAUACAGAUGCUUAAGGACGCUUGGGAGAGCGUGAAGAAAGAGACGAUCGCCAACUGCUUUCGGCACGCUGGCCUCACCGUUGGCGCAGAGGCAAUUGAAGAGCCCACUGAAGAUGUUGAGGGCUCUGAAGAGGUUCUCGAGCUCGACGAAAUGUGGAGCGAUUUUUCGCGGUUGGUGGGCGACGCAUCGGACACGCUGACACUGGACGACUUUGUUGGCGACGACGACGCGUCCGAUGCGGUUGCCGAACUGACUGACGUGGAAAUCGCUGCGGAGGUGACACGCCAGCAACCGGGAAUUGAAGCCGCAGAAGUUGAAGCUGACGUCUCCGCAAACAUUCCGCCGCCAACUUCUAGCGAGGCUGUGGCUGGUUUGGCUCUGGCGCGGCGCUAUUGCAGCACGAUGGAGGGCACCGGGCUCAAGUUUGUGGAAUGCCUCGACAUGGUAGAACAAAACAUUAUACGGCACGCCAUCAACCAAAAGAAACAAGCUACGCUGCACAGGUUCUUUUCGCCCCAAUAAAUGUAUUUUUGUUCAA